UUGAUGACGUUUUAAACUAUAUUGAAAUUGUUAUUUAUUUUCUGCGAUUUAUUUUACGCUAACAAUAAUUUAACAAGCUACUUACUUUCACUAAUUGUGCAACUACUGAAUUUAAAUGACUUAAAUAUCAACAGUAAUAACAUGCUAUAAAAGUCAUUUCAGAGUUAAAUGGUAUUAUUAUAUCCAUAUUUUCUAUCAGUUUAAACAGUUCGAAGUUAGGUUAAUAUAUGCACAGGUUUUAAGUUUACCAACUAGAAAACAUGAUUUCUUUAGUUAUAUUAGGUAUUUUUAUUGUAUUAGCAAUUAUUGCAAUAGUGAUUUUAUUUCCACGAGGGGGAAAAGAAAGAGAUUCACAGGAUGCUGCAAGACGAAGGCCUGUGGCACAAAGAGAUGGUGGUCCAGGGAGGGUGCAAGCUGUUAGGAAUCAGAGGGCAAGGAUGAGAGCAAAUGCAGCAAGGCAUCAAGCAGCACUUAUUGAAGAGGAGCCUGGCAUGGUAGAGGAGGAAGAGGAUGGUGUUAUACCAGAAGCUGAAAAGGUGGAAUUUGAUGACAAGAUGGGAGCCAAGAAACGUGCAAAACUUGAAGCUAAGUUGGAAAAGAAAAAAGCGCGAGAAGCUGAAGAGCAAAUGCGUGAAAUGAAGAAGAAACGAGAGGAAGAACUGGAGGACCAGAGAAAAAAAGCAGAAGAGAUGCAAGAGGAAGAAGAACGCAAAACACAGGAAGCGGCGCGUAAACUUGAGGAGGAGCGAAAGAAACGCGAGCAAGAGGAGUAUGAGGCCAUGAAGGCGGCCUUUAGCGUAGAGGGGGAGGGAUUCGACGAGGAACAGGACCAGGAUCAGGAGAACCUGCUCAGACGGUUUAUUGAGUACAUUCAGGCACAAAAAGUUGUCUUGCUAGAAGACCUGGCAGCGCACUUCAAGAUAAAAACCCAAGCGGCUAUUGAGAGGAUAACCGAUCUACAAGCAUCUGGGGAUCUAACUGGAGUUAUAGAUGAUAGGGGCAAGUUCAUCUAUAUAUCGCAGAAAGAACUUGAGGAUGUUGCAAAGUUCAUAAAGCAGAGGGGGCGGGUAUCGAUUGCAGAGCUAGCGGAAAGUAGCAAUGAUUUAAUUAAUCUCAACCCUAUCCCGAUCCUAUAAGUGCUCUCUAACUAUUGAUUAAAUCAGAAUUAAAAAAUUAAAUGAAAUUAAAUCAUUUUGGCUUGAUUUUGAAACAUGUGCCUACAUAAACAACGUGUAACGGAAUUACGAAAUAGUAUUGAAGGGUGUAUGUAUAUUUCAUAAGGAAUCACCCUGUAAAAGUAUUAAAUCAAAAGAAGCAUGUUUAUUUUUCGAUACAAACUAAUUGAAAAGAU
Molecule: messenger RNA, 1351 nt
Organism: Pararge aegeria (speckled wood butterfly)
Lineage: Eukaryota; Metazoa; Arthropoda; Insecta; Lepidoptera; Nymphalidae
Gene: Ddrgk1
Product: DDRGK domain-containing protein 1
Exons: 6
Coding region: 261-1136 (291 amino acids)
Source: RefSeq, a predicted model, not a curated record